Diabrotica virgifera virgifera (western corn rootworm) is the source of this 9717-nucleotide messenger RNA. RefSeq names its product ankyrin repeat domain-containing protein 17-like. NCBI's taxonomy places the organism in Eukaryota, Metazoa, Arthropoda, Insecta, Coleoptera, Chrysomelidae. The transcript is spliced from 29 exons. Gene Ontology annotation, biological process: innate immune response. Gene Ontology annotation, molecular function: RNA binding; protein binding. Gene Ontology annotation, cellular component: cytoplasm. The coding region runs from base 169 to 8931 and encodes 2920 amino acids. The record is from RefSeq and is a predicted model, not a curated record.
UGUGGGAAUAUGAAAUACGGAACUUGAUUUUUCAAUCGGCCAUAGUAGAAAAUGGCGAUCGCGAAGAAUUUUAUGUGAACGAAUGUGCUUGCAUUUAGUGCGCGUACAGUGUAUUUAAUAGUAAAAUCGAGACAAUUUAAACGUUCAUAGUUGAAUUGAAAUGCCAACAUGCAGAAUGUUUCGCAAGAAUCCUCUACAGAUAAUCCGAAAAUAGAUAAAGUGACUGUUCUACACGAACUAGGGAACUCAUCGUCUACUCCCCAAUCGACGACAUCCAAUUCAAGUCCAGCUAAAUCAGAAACAGAAACGUAUUCCGAACAUCGCAGAUAUAUGUCAGAAACAUCAGAAAGCGAGGAAGAUAGUGUAUCAGAGGUGGAAUCAUUUAUGAUUGAUCAGGAGUUCGAAGACGAUCCCCAAGUAGAGGCGGCCAAAUUUCUCUUGAACCCUGACGAAGACCGAGCCGUAGAUCCCGAAACCCAGGCGAGACUAGAGCAGCUCUUACAAGCAGCCGGUAUUGGCCAGCUAGCCGCCAAAGAUGGUAAGCAUUUAGGCGACCCCGAAGUGCUUCGCCGUCUCACAUCCAGUGUAAGUUGUGCAUUAGACGAAGCCGCAGCUGCGCUGACGCGCAUGCGCUCCGAUAAUCCACCGAACAGAUCCAGUAACACCAGUAACGGCAGUACCGCCUCAGCUGCGACAGUAGCGAACGGAACGAACGGUCAAGCCGGCCAAACACAACAACUCACACAGCAGCAGUCAGAGAAGACUUCUUUGGUUGAGGCGUGUACCGAUGGUGAUGUCCGAACUGUGAGAAAACUGCUCACAGAAGGUCGAUCCGUACACGAAACUUCCGAAGAGGGGGAAAGUUUGCUUUCGUUGGCGUGCAGUGCUGGAUAUUUCGAACUUGCACAGGUGCUUUUAGCAAUGCAUGCAAAUGUAGAAGAUAGGGGCAUCAAAGGGGAGUGCACCCCUUUGAUGGAAGCUGCUUCAGCCGGACAUCUCGACAUUGUCAGACUUCUGGUAGCUCACGGUGCAGACGUUAACGCUCAGUCAACAUCAGGCAAUACCCCCCUGAUGUACGGCUGCGCAGGAGGUCACACCGAAGUAGUUAAGUUCCUUCUAGAAAACGGCGCCAACGUUGAAGACCACAACGAGAACGGCCACACGCCCUUGAUGGAGGCGGCGUCGGCCGGUCAUGUCGGUCUCGCUAAGAUCCUGCUCAGCCACGGCGCCGGCAUCAACACCCAUUCCAACGAGUUUAAGGAGUCCGCACUCACGUUAGCUUGUUAUAAAGGCCACCUGGACAUGGUUAGGUUCCUAUUAGAGGCAGGCGCCGACCAGGAACAUAAAACCGACGAAAUGCAUACCGCGCUCAUGGAAGCCUCCAUGGACGGGCAUGUCGAGGUGGCCAGACUACUCCUUGAUUCCGGCGCCCAAGUGAACAUGCCCACGGACAGUUUCGAAUCGCCACUAACUCUAGCAGCUUGCGGCGGCCACGUCGAUCUGGCCAUGCUUCUCAUCGAGAGGGGCGCUAACAUAGAAGAAGUCAAUGAUGAGGGAUACACUCCGCUCAUGGAGGCUGCUAGGGAAGGUCACGAAGAAAUGGUUCACCUUUUACUGGGUCAAGGUGCAAACAUAAACGCUCAAACAGACGAGACUCAAGAAACAGCUCUAACGUUAGCGUGCUGUGGCGGUUUUAUGGAAGUAGCAGAUAUCCUUCUCAAAGGAGGAGCGGACAUCGAACUAGGAGCGUCCACACCGUUAAUGGAAGCUGCUCAAGAAGGCCAUCUAGAUCUUGUUAGAUUCCUAUUGGAAAAUGCAGCCAAUUUUCACGCCCAAACGCAGACGGGUGACACGGCGUUGACUUAUGCUUGUGAAAACGGCCAUACCGACGUCGCGGAUCUGUUACUACAGUAUGGGGCAGACUUAGAGCACGAGUCGGAGGGAGGAAGGACUCCUCUUAUGAAGGCUUGUCGUGCUGGGCAUAUGUGCACUGUGCAGUUCCUUAUAUCCAAAGGAGCUAAUGUUAGGCGUCAAACCACCAACAACGACCACACCCCACUCUCGCUCGCCUGUGCAGGAGGCCACCUUCCCGUCGUCGAGCUCCUGUUGAGCCACAACGCCGAUCCCAACCACAAACUGAAAGACAACUCCACCAUGUUGAUCGAAGCUGCCAAAGGGGGCCACACCAACGUUGUGCAACUGCUUCUUGACUACCCUCACUCGAUGCAACCUAUGAUGCUUAAUCAGCACCAGCAAGGGGCCACGGCUGCUACCAAUUUGUCCAUGUUACCCGGCCAGGUUGGUAGUAGAGAUUCACCUUUACCGCCGGGCACCCUAGCGCCCAGCUUGCCUACGCAGCCCAUCAAUUUCUUCCAACCGCCAACAGCCGUUUUACAAGAAGUUCCCGACGCAGUCCGUAUAAUACAGCAAGAAGAAGCAACCAAUUCGCCGAUAGACUCAAAUAAACAAGUCCAGCAGCAGCCCAGUAGGAAUUCAGAUCAGUCGAAAGUUUCGGUGGGUAGGAAAAUUUUACCGAAAAGUCGAUCGACUGGAGCCGUGUUCGAUGGGAAUCUCACAUCUGCCGAAGCCCAACAGGUGCGGACGCAGCCCCUCGAAUUCGAAGACGAAGUUUUCAUGGCGAACGCCGCCGCCGUGGAUUUUUUAAACAAGGACGAGCCCAACAACUCGCUCAUAGACUUCAUUAAGAACAGGAAAAAACAACAAUUUAGCGGGAACGGUGAGGAGGGAUCGAGCCAGAAACAACAAAUUCUCGAGGAAUUACAUCGAGUGGAAAGGGAUCUUCAUGGCAAAACGCAAGCUCAUAACCACGUUUUUCAAUACGGUAUAUCUCAAGAACAGUGUCCUACUGCUACUAACAAUAACACACUGCCCCACAUGCUGAAUAUCGACAUCGCUAUGCAACAACAGAAGCAGCAAGGGUUGGGUACUGGCAUGCUGGCAAAUACGCUCUUUCCCGGACAAAAUCUUCAAGUCCACAAUGCUUUCUACACAGGCGGUACUCAAUGUCUACAAGCGGGGGCGGCCGCCAAGCUGCAAACCGCCGCGACUGAUACCGGCACCUUCGUUCAGCAAAACCAAAAACAGCCGAACUCGCAGCAACCGUCGCAGCAGCAGCAGCAACCCUAUUACUUUUCGCCGAUGCCCAAUACCUCUUCGGCGUCCGUCGCUGUCAGCUUAGCCACUGCCAAUGGAAGCGUCGUCGCAGCGGGCGGGACGGGCCAACCUGUGACAAAUGUAACUGCGGUUUCGACGAAUACCAAUCAACAGCCCGCUGCUGCCCCUGCCCAGGUUAAGUUCCCGGCGGUCACGUCGCAUGCGGACGUCAGCCAGAAUACAGCGAUCAGCGAUCGACCCAAAGCGAAGCCGGUCUCGAAAAAAGAAGGCAAGAAUCUACGAAAGCAGCAAUCCGCUUUACAGCAACAACAAACGGUGAUACAGCAGCAACAAACGGUGAUCCAACAACAGCAGCAGCAGCAACAACAAUCUCAAGAGCAAGUACAGGCGACUUUCCAAUCGAACCUCUAUGCCCAACAACCGUCUCAGUUUUUCGGCCAGUUACACCAUUUGCCGACACCGCAGCAGCUACAGGUGCAACAGCCGCAGUUCCAACAGCAGGAUAAUAAAGUCAUUGCCCAGCAGGAAAUUUUAAAUGUUCAAGGUCUCGAUUUAGCAUCAAUCGAUGAAGAUACCGUGAUAUUAAAGAACGACAACCACGAAAAUUUCUUGACUGCGUCUAUACUGCAGCAGUUUCAUAGUUCUUCUAUUCCUGCUUUAAGGGCUACGUUCGUUGGUUCACCUCAAAAGACUCGUCUUGAACUUUAUGACCAUUCAGAAGAAGGUAGCAAAGUCACCAAGUUGGAGCUUUCGGAUUCAAACCUACCAUCAGUUGAAGAAGUGGUCCAACAGCUCGAGUCUUUUAACACCACAGAAGUUAGCGAACAAAACCUUUCUCAGCAUAAUCUACAGGUGCAACCGUAUCCCAGUGCUUUGGAUGAAUCUAUGAUAGCUUCUCUGGCUGCGCAACAAGACCUGCCUGCUCAAGCAGAUCUGUCUCGGGUGGAAUAUUUCGCUGUACCAACAAACACCUCUCAAGUUCCUGUCCACGCCUUAUAUCCCUACGAACACUACUUAGGCGCAGGGCUUCCCAAAGAUCAACUCUUUCAAGCGGGCUUUCAAGCAGGCUACAGCCUCAUGCAACAACAGCUAGCGUGUCCCAAUGCCAGCGCAACAGACACCUUAACCACUACCAAUAUCGUUCCGACUUCUGUGGGUCCCGUGCCAGGAACCUCCACGCAGCAGUACAUUACACCUCAGCAACAACCUGUUUGCACGCCUGCGCAGACGCCUUGCAACCACCUAGGGGGAGCUGCUGUCUCAUUACAACAAACCCACCACUGCCAAAUGCCUUGCAGUCAACACCAAUCACACCAACAGACCAACCAGGUGCAAGCUGCCACCCAGACGGCCCAGGGUACACAAGCUGUCGGUGGAGAUAAUACCAAGAAGGUUGUUAAGAGUAGUGGUGGGGAUGGUAUUAAGUUUAAGAAAGGAAGAAUGGUGCGGAAUCCUCUUGCUGUGCAGAAUUCUGGCACUUUUCCCCCUAGCCAAAAUUACCAAAUUGAUCAUAAUUCUGCGAUAACCCAGUAUAGUACCAGUCAGCAACAAGGACCCAAUCCAGUGAUGGCUUCGUGCAUGGACGUAGACUCGGAAACGGAAAGCAACCAUGAUACCGCUUUAACCCUCGCAUGCGCUGGAGGCCACGAAGAGCUAGUAGAACUGUUGAUAAGCCGUGGCGCAGACAUAGAACACCGUGAUAAGAAAGGCUUUACACCGUUGAUACUUGCUGCUACUGCUGGCCACGAGAAAGUCGUCGAAAUCCUACUGAACCAUAACGCCGACAUCGAGGCGCAAUCUGAAAGAACUAAAGACACUCCUCUCAGUUUGGCGUGCUCGGGGGGACGCUACGAAGUGGUGGAGCUUCUCUUGAAUAGAAAUGCUAACAAGGAACAUAGAAACGUAUCUGACUACACUCCUCUUAGCUUGGCCGCUUCUGGCGGCUACGUCAACAUAAUAAAACUUCUUCUUAGUCACGGAGCUGAAAUAAAUUCCCGUACCGGAUCGAAAUUAGGUAUUUCUCCUCUAAUGUUGGCUGCCAUGAACGGCCAUACAGCAGCUGUUAAGCUCCUCUUAGAUAUGGGUAGUGACAUAAACGCGCAAAUAGAAACUAAUAGGAAUACCGCUUUAACGUUGGCUUGUUUUCAAGGAAGGCACGAAGUGGUCAGUCUUCUGCUUGAUAGGAAGGCGAAUGUCGAACAUAGAGCUAAGACUGGACUUACACCGCUCAUGGAGGCCGCUAGUGGCGGUUACGUAGACGUAGGUAGGGUUCUUUUAGAUAAGGGAGCCGACGUGAACGCUACCCCUGUACCCUCUUCUCGAGAUACCGCGCUAACGAUCGCUGCCGACAAAGGCCACGUCCGAUUCGUCGAACUGUUGCUCUGUAGAGGAGCGCAAGUCGAAGUAAAGAAUAAGAAAGGGAACUCUCCGCUUUGGCUAGCUGCCAACGGUGGCCAUUUGCCCGUCGUAGAACUACUUUAUAAUGUCAAGGCUGACAUCGAUUCUCAAGAUAACCGCAAAGUAUCGUGUCUGAUGGCCGCAUUUAGAAAAGGCCAUUUUAAAGUAGUGAAAUGGAUGGUACACCACGUCACGCAGUUCCCCAGUGAUCAAGAGAUGAUGCGGUACAACGCUACAGUCAGUGAUAAAGAGCUUUUAGAGAAAUGCCAGGAAUGCGUGAAGAUCAUACGCGCCGCUAAGGAAACCCAAGCAGCCAAAGCCAAUAAGAAUGCAUCGAUCUUAUUAGAAGAACUAGAGUCUGAGAAAACUAGGGAGGAAUCUAAGCGGCUUGCAGCUGCUAGAAGGCGGGAAAGAAAGAAGAAGAAGAAGUUAGAGAAGAAAGAGGAAAGAAGAAAACUAUUAGAAGAGAACAAGAAGAACGAGAACUACGACGAUAAAGGUGAUUCGAAAGAUGAAGAGAAGGUGGAAGAGGAGGAAAGUAGUGUCCCGGAAGUCAAUCCUACUAUUCGCAACGGAGAUUCAAACGAUAAAGAGGAAGGUGAUAGCGGCAUAGACGCCAACAGUCAAGGGAGUUGUUCUAGCGCCGAUCUAAAAUCAAAAGAUAAACGUAAGGAAAAGAAGAAGAAAAAGACUAAUAUGAAGAAUAAUGAUCUGCAUAGCCGAUCCAAAGCAAGUUCCAGCAAAAAUGCAGAAAAGAAAACGGGUGAUCAAUCUGAGCAAGAAACGCCCGAAAAGAACGACAAAAGUCCAGAGAGCAAAUCCAAACAGAGUUCGUCAGUUAGAAAAGUGAUAGCUUUCCAUCAGAUCAAGUCACCGGCGGAUAGAGACGAUUUCGAAGCCACUGGCAACGAAGUCUACGUUUCUACCAAGAAAACCAAGCCGGUAUAUGACGAACCUCCCGCUCAAACUACUACUACGAAGAGUUCAACUAGUCCCAAACAGUCUAGUAAACGCGAAGAAGGGUGGAAAGAAGUGGUUAGGAAAUCUUCAGUCCAAACCCUGACCGCUUCCGAGUCUGGUGUUAAGAAGGUGUCAGUUCCUUUGAAUGCUAUAUCUAGGGUAAUUGGUAGAGGUGGAAGUAAUAUUAAUGCGAUUAGGGGAGCUACAGGCGCGCAUAUAGAAGUCGAGAAGCAGAGCAAGGGUCAAGGAGAGAGAAUUAUUACUAUCAAGGGUUCAGCAGAUGCCACUAAACAAGCUCAUAACCUUAUUGCCACACUAAUAAAAGAUCCCGACGUCGAUAUUUUAUCCAUGUUGCCCAAAUCAACCAAAAGUACUACUAUAGCAACCACACUUUGGGACAAAACUCAAAUUGGGACAAAGAAGAAUGUGGGUAAAACAGUGGUAGUAAGCUCGAGCACAACGUCUGUAACUCACGCAAAGGUAACACAGACAACGGCUACGGCUACAAUAGCAACAAAUAGGUUUUCAACGACAACUGCUGCGAAGCCUCGCACUACCAAUACCACCGUGCAGGUACGGGCAACGGCCCCAAGGCUCGUAGCCCAAGCGGAAAAGAACGCAGCUGCACAGGCGCAGAAUCAAAGCGUGCGAACCUCGAUUUCUCACCCAACCUCUGUAUCGAGCCGACUGCCGAUGACAUCUAAAGUGAUAACCUCAUCCAUCAAUCAAACUUUUGCAGCCAAACUAACGGAGACGUCAUCUUCUGGCCAAUUGAUGAUCAACACCAGUCACAGCGUGCCUAGCAAGGUGUCCCGGGUGCUGGUCGUGCCCCAAUCCAUACCCGGCCCAGUUUCGCCCCAGUUACCAUCUUCUAGUUCAGCUAAUACACAAUCUUCGCCAAAUAGGAACGCAAGACCGCCGCCUACGGCGUCAGCACCACCUAACAUGCAGCAUUUCCAGAGCCCAGGAAAGGUGGCACCAAUGUUCUCUGCGACUGCUCAUAAUAACACUGCCCCACAAAUGGAACCAAUGCCUAACAACAUCAGGAGUUCGACGCCUAACGGUGCAUUACAUUUAAGUAAUGCGGCAGUACCUCAACAACUAGUCCAGGAAGAAGCGCCCAACCUUCAAGCGACCUCGGAAUAUUCUUUGUUCUUUGCGGGCGGAGAUCACUGGAACCGCAGAGAGCAAGAAUCUCAGAAACCCGUUAAUUUCGCCGCCGUCACCGGAGGUUCGAAUUCUCAGUCGACCGCCCAGCAUAAAUUCAUCGACCAAGAACCGCCUCCGCAGGUUGAUGCUUCGAAAGCGCCCGGAUAUAGAGGAGCGGCUGUUUGUUCGCCGGUGUCUUCAAAGGCGAGCAGCAACAGCACAACACCGCCCAAUAUAUCCGCCAACAAUUACAAUUACCAAGAACAGACCAAAGCGCAGAAUCCAUUACCACCCAUCGGCAGCAACGUCGCCCACAACAGGCCUCCGGUGUCUCAAAACAAUCCCGGGAUCUUUGACGAAUUGUUCAAACACGGCGGCAACAACAUUCCAAACAUGCUGAACUUGGCCAACGACAGUCAUCUGCUGCAGUCUAGCUACAACCCUAUGCCGAAUUUGAAUUUCUCACAACAACAGCAGCACCAACAACAAACAGCCAGCAUGUCCCGCCUUAAUCCCAAAGCUCCCGAGUACUCGAGCUACAACAUCCAGCAAAACAAACCCGCGCCACACAUGUACAACGGCUACCAGAACAACAUGUACAUGCCGAAACAACAACAGCAGCAACAAGGAGUGGAUAAUUACCAUAGAACUCCUGGUGGUGGAGUAGGAGGUCUCAGCUCUUCUCAGAACCGUAUAUGGAUGCAAAUGCAGCCUCCUUUUACUCCUCAGCAGCAAUCUGAACUGAUCAGCGGCAUUGCCGGCAUGACGUUGCAGAACAUUGCCAAGUUCACGAACGCUGGGAACGAAGUGUUGGAAAAUGGCGGAGAACUAGAACUUGUAGGUAUAGUAAACAACUCUCCGAAUAUGUCACCGAACAUGCCGCCAGCUGCGCACAAUUACCAUCCCGAGAGUAUGUACGGCGUGGAAGAUAGGAAACCUCCGCAGCCGAUAGGAACCGGAAGGAAGGCGUACGCCAACCAAAUGGAGAAUUGGAGGACCAACGAUAAGACCGACAAAUGGGCGUUGGGCAAUAACACGGAUUUUUCGAUGAGAAAUCCUCAAAUGUACGAUGAUUUACCACCUGUGGAUUUUUCGCGAAUGCCUCCGUUAGACACUUCCCACGGCUUCAUAAACGGCCCACAAUAUUACAACCAACCGCAGAUUAACGCGGUCCAUCGUGAAUUUAUACAAGAUAUCUCAAAAUUGGACCUUUCUUCUUGGGAUAACACACCCCGACCUAUACCGGAGCUUCAAGAUAAGCCACAGGGGUGGACCAAGUGGAACCCGUAACCAUACAAGGAAAACAUGAACUAUAAGCGUCUUUUAAUUAAGUCCAAAAACCGUGCGAAAAUUAGCUUCUCUCUUUGUGAUUUUUGACUACCAACUUUUUGCAGUAGAUACUAGAUCUAGUUUUUUUCUUUUAAUUUUUUUGUUAUUGAUAUAAUCUGAUCGUACUUUGGCCCAUUAUACAGGUCAAAAACAUUCUGGCAAAUGUUUGUAAUAAAAGAGUCUUCACGUAUGUCGUUUUAACGCAUUCGCUGUAUAUAAAAUGAUUAUUGAGAAGACCCAUUACUUGUAGUUACUUGCAUAUGAUUUUUCUUUUAUAACCGCUUAUAGUUUGGAUACAUUUUAUCGAAUUUGUAGCAAGAGGAGUUUUUCAAAUUGAGGAAAAAGCUGAGAGCGGGACGGGGGGUGGCAAUCUCCCGUCCCCUCUAGCUGGGAAAAACAUAGACAUUAAUUAUAAAAAUUAUACUAAAUAAUAUGUAAAAUGUAGUAGUUGCGCAAAUUAAACAAAAAAGGUUAUGAGGGAUUGGCGAUUAAGGGACAAGUAUAUACUUGUGAUUCAUUGUUCUCUUAUCGAAUAUAUAUUUUCUUUCCUAUGUGGUUUAAGUCCGUAAGGUGUUUGUUUGCCAUUCUAUGAAAUGUUGCGCCUGGCACAACAAGCACGUACGCGUUGGGAUGGGGAUGGGGAUACGCUCUGUUCCCGUUCAAUUCCCGUAGGACUAAUAAUUAUACGGAAACUUAUGUAAUAUUUGCUUGUACAUGAAGACUUAAAUAUAUCUUUAUGCACUGUAA